UCUACAGCCAUACCUGACUCUCCCAUUAAUGCUCUCUCAUGGAGUAUCAAAGUCACUUCGCCCCUCUCUGAACCUUCAAAAAGAAAUCACUCUUUUGAACCCCACACAACCGCCCAUACGCAUACAUGGGCAAGAAAAUGAAGCUUAUUCCCUUUCUUCUCAAAACCUUAGAACCAAGGUCGUCUUCUUCCUCCUGGUCUUGGCCUUCUUGUCACCAUCCCAGAACCCUCUCUUUCCGAGCCUCCUCCUCCGACUUCUUCAAAACCAUCAACUCCGCCUACCUCGACCUCCCCGACGACGAUGCACCCGAUCCAAUCGAGGCCAUGAUUCGCGGCGGGUUGAGAUCAUCGGAUCGUUUGUUCUUUGAGCCAGACCCAACCAGCUCCAUAUUAGAGGCUAAAUCAGCGACAACCUCGACAUACAAAGACACCCUCGUAUUGUCCAUGGAAUCCCAGGAUCCCUUCGUGGAUUUUCGCAAAUCAAUGGAGGAGAUGGUGGAGGCUCACGAAGUUAAGGACUGGGACAGUCUCGAGGAGCUCUUGUGUUGGUAUCUGAGGGUCAACGCUAAGAGCAAUCACGGCUAUAUCAUGGGUGCUUUCGUUGAUUUAUUGCUCGCUCUUUCUUUGUCUUCUGAAUCUUCUUCCCCAUCUUCUGCUUCUUCUCACUCCCCCUCUUCUCCUCUCUCUUUGUAUACUUCUUCUUCCCCCUCUUCUUCUUUUACUACUCCUUGUGCUUCGUGUUUGGAAGUUGAGGAAGAUGUUAGAGCGAAGCAGGAGAUUAAACAUGAAGAUGAGGCCUCCUCUUCUUCAGCUGUUUGAAUAUUUAAUUUCAAAUGCUGCGAGAGUUGUAUGUACACCUUAUUACAAGACUUUUUGGAAUUUUGAUCCAAGGCGUUCAUAUCUGCGGUGUGUUUUUGUUGUUCAUACGGGUGAGUCACACCUAUGGCGAAAAUGUUGGGGCGAAAUUAAAUUUCGGUUUAAUCUUAUUCUUUUAAUUCCU
Molecule: messenger RNA, 999 nt
Organism: Neltuma alba
Lineage: Eukaryota; Viridiplantae; Streptophyta; Magnoliopsida; Fabales; Fabaceae
Product: transcription repressor OFP15
Exons: 1
Coding region: 126-818 (230 amino acids)
Biological process (GO): negative regulation of DNA-templated transcription
Source: RefSeq, a predicted model, not a curated record